AGGAGACUGAACUGGAGCCUGUCCACAUUAAAGAAGAGGAGACUGAACUGGAGCCUGUCCACAUUAAAGAAGAAGAGACUGAAAUGGAGCCUGACUACAUUGAAGAGGAGUCUAUUGACUUGUUUAAGGGUUCAGAAAACAUAUUCCAGCCAAAUAUAUCGCAUCAUUAUACUGGACAUGGGAAGAGCUUCAGUCAGUCAGGAAACUUAAAAACACACCAGCAAACUCACACUGGAGAGAAGCCAUAUCACUGUAGUGAAUGUGGGGUCAGCUUCACUGUGUCAGGAAGCCUAAAAACACACCAGCGUAUUCACACUGGAGAGAAGCCGUAUCACUGUAGUGAAUGUGGGAAGAGCUUCAUUCAGUUAGGCGACUUAAAAAGACACCAGCGAAUUCACACUGGAGAGAAACCAUAUCACUGUAGUGAAUGUGGGGAGAGUUUCAGUCAGAUUGGAAGCCUAAAAAGACACCAGCGAAUUCACACUGGAGAAAAGCCUCGUCAAUGUACUGAAUGUGGUAAGAGCUUCAGUCAAUUAGGACACCUAAAAUCACACCAGCGAAUUCACACUGGAGAAAAGCCGUAUCACUGUAGUGAAUGUGGGCAGAGCUUCAAUCAGUUAGGAGUCCUAAAAAGACACCAACGAAUUCACACUGGAGAGAAGCCUUAUUACUGUACUGAAUGUGGGAAGAGCUACAGUCAGUCGGGAGACCUAAAAGCACAUCAGCGAAUUCACACUGGAGAGAAGCCGUGUCACUGUACUCAAUGUGGGGAAAGCUUCAUUAAGUUAAGAGACCUUAAAAGACACCAGCAAGUUCACACUGAAGAGAGGCUGUGUCACUCUUCUGAAUAUGGUAAGAGCUUCAGUCAGUUAGGAAGCCUACAUAUACACAAACAAAAUCACACUGGAGCCAGCCUCCCUGCCUCCCUCACAGUCCCUCACCUUUCCACCCCUCUCCAAAGUGAAAGCCAGCCUGAAUCCAGAGACACUGAGAAGGGGAGCAUGUCAAACUGAAGAAGACACACCCAUUCUUUCAGAAUUAAUUGGAGAGGCCUGGGAUUCAGCUCCACUCCUGCCACUGAAUUGGAAAUGAAUCUCGCUCAUCAUAUGUUGAGGAUUUAGGACAGUAUUACAGGGUCAUUCUACUUAGAAAGGGACACAUUGAAAUAUAUGCCAGGCUUUGAACACUUAUGUGUGGUACAAACACAACACAUUAAACAAAGUUACCAAUAACAUAUAUGAUAUUUAAAAAAUGUAAUUUGAGCUAUAAAUGGCAUUAUUCUUCCAGUGUUAGUGAGUACAGUAUACAAUACAGAAGUGAAUUGUUUAACCC
Polyodon spathula (Mississippi paddlefish) is the source of this 1332-nucleotide messenger RNA. Its product is annotated as zinc finger protein 239-like. Gene Ontology annotation, biological process: central nervous system development; regulation of transcription by RNA polymerase II. The record is from RefSeq and is a predicted model, not a curated record. Bases 84 to 1013 code for a protein of 309 amino acids. Gene Ontology annotation, molecular function: RNA polymerase II cis-regulatory region sequence-specific DNA binding; DNA-binding transcription factor activity, RNA polymerase II-specific. Gene Ontology annotation, cellular component: nucleus. The transcript has a single exon. Lineage: Eukaryota; Metazoa; Chordata; Actinopteri; Acipenseriformes; Polyodontidae.